CAGGUUUCUGCCCUUCCCCAACCGCCGGCGCCCCCGCUGCCGUCUCCGCGCUCCCGCCCCGCCGGCGGGUUCCCCCGCUCCGCCCCACCGGCCCCCCCCCGCCCCGGGCCCCACUGUGACCCGCGGCUGCUUCCCUCUCCCGCCCACACGUCCCUGGCGGGGCGGAGCCGUCGCUUCUGUUAUGGCGUCUUGGGCGCUGUUGGCGAAGGAUCAGCCGCUGCGGUGCCAAUAGACAGCGAAGGAACCGGGCGGCCGGCGGGCCCGGUAUGGAGAGCCUGGCGCAGCCCCCGCCGCCUCCGGGCUCGCUGAAGAGGGGCGGCGGGGGCGCUGCCAGCCCGCUCCUGCUGGAAGAGGCGGCGGCGGGUGAGGGCGGCUGCAAGGAUGGGCCCGCGGCGGCUGAGGAGGGCGGCGGGCGGCGCAGCCCUUCCCCUCAGCCGGCCCCCGCUCCCGCCACGGCCCCUCGGACGGCGUCUCCCUCGCGGGCCGCGGAGGGCAGCCCGCUGGCGGCGGCCGGCGCGGGGCUGGUGGCGCCGGAGAGCCCCGGAGAGGCGCCUGUCUCGGAGAGCAGUCCCGCGGGGGCCGGCUCCGGGAGCAGCGGGGCUCCCAGCCCCCCGGGGGAGGAGUCCCGGAGCUUGGACUCGCUGGAGUCCUUCUCCAACCUGCACUCCUGCUGCCCGAGCAGCUCCGAGCUCAACAGUGACGCCGAGGAGGCGGUGGUGGCGGGGGCCUCCUCGGGGGACACGGCUCCGGAGCCUGAAGGGGAUAGGCCUGCGGCGGGCUCCCAGCUUCUCUCCGCGUCCAAGGAGCGCUUCCCGGGCCAGUCGGUCUACCACAUCAAGUGGGUCCGCUGGAAGGAGGAGAACACGCCCGUCAUCACCCAGAACGAGAACGGCCCCUGCCCGUUGCUGGCCAUCAUGAACGUGCUGCUCCUGGCUUGGAAGAUUAAGCUGCCACCAAUGAUGGAAAUCAUAACGGCUGAACAGCUGAUGGAAUACUUAGGAGACUAUAUUCUUGAUGCAAAACCUAAAGAGAUAUCUGAAAUUCAGCGUCUAAAUUAUGAGCAGAAUAUGAGUGAUGCAAUGGCGAUUCUACAUAAGUUACAGACGGGUCUGGAUGUCAAUGUGAAGUUCACAGGUGUACGAGUAUUUGAAUACACACCUGAAUGCAUAGUAUUUGAUCUUCUUGAUAUCCCCUUGUACCAUGGAUGGUUAGUGGACCCUCAGGUUGCUGACAUAGUAAAAGCGGUUGGGAACUGCAGUUACAAUCAGUUAGUGGAGAAGAUAAUUUCUUGUAAGCAGUCAGACAACAGUGAACUGGUUAGUGAAGGAUUUGUAGCUGAGCAAUUUCUAAAUAACACAGCUACACAGUUGACAUACCAUGGACUGUGUGAGUUGACUUCAGCUGUCCAGGAGGGAGAGCUUUGUGUGUUCUUCAGGAACAACCUUAGCACCAUGACCAAAUACAAGGGUCAGCUUUACCUGCUCGUGACAGACCAAGGCUUUCUUACAGAAGAGAAAGUUGUCUGGGAAAGCUUACACAAUGUAGAUGGUGAUGGAAAUUUCUGUGAUUCUGAAUUCCACCUACGGCCUCCAUCAGACCCUGAAACUGUCUAUAGAGGGCAGCAGGAUCAAAUAGAUCAAGAUUAUUUGAUGGCAUUGUCUCUACAACAAGAGCAGCAAAAUCAAGAUAUUAACUGGGAACAGAUUCCAGAAGGAAUCAGCGAUCUAGAGCUAGCAAAGAAGCUCCAAGAAGAGGAGGACAGGAGAGCUUCUCAGUUCUAUCAGGAACAAGAACAAGCAGCUGCUCAGGUCCAGCAGGUGCAAGGUGCUGCUUCUCCAGCAAGUGGAAGACAAUCUGGGAGUAAUGAACGCAAACGUAAAGAGCCAAGAGAGAAAGAGAGAGAAAAAGAGAAGAAUAGCUGUGUUCUCUUGUAAUAGAAAAUGGAUUUAGUCUGGAGCCAAGUGCAUGUUCUCAGAAGCAAAAACAAGGAGUAAAAAGGAAGACAAACCCGUUACAUGCCGCCUGUGCCUGAUUACCCCAUGGAUUUUGUUCAUGUUUCAAGAGAGGAUGGGUGACUUUGUUACAAUCAAAGACUUUCUUCAAAGUCAUAGUGCGUGCUGCUCAAGAUGGAAUUCCAAAUCACAGUUGAACGCGGCUGUGCUUUGAGUUAGUCAUAAGAAAUACUGCACCUUGUAGCUGAACACACAAAUCAUGUCAAGUUUUGUGUCAUAGUGACAUCCAUUACUCAUUACAUCAGUUAGUAAGCUAUUUUAUCUUCUACUCUAAACAAAGGAGGUAAUUUAUUUUGUGUAAGACUUUUUUCCUGAAGUCUGUACACUAGCACAACAGAGUUCUGUGUUACUUACAUGGUAUGAAACUAUAUCUUAGGCUGGGUAUAGUCUUCAUGACACAAGAGCCCAAAUAACAGCUGGGCACUGCCUCCUCAGUGUGUCCAGAUUUCUUUGCUUCUGGAUCUGGUAUGUUCGUUUUUUGAACCCAGAUUUAUACUGUGUUACUGCUAUCAUUGCACCUCCUGGCCAGCUUUCUUGCCCCAAAAAUAUGUGACUUGAUAGGCAUCAUACAAAAAAAUUGUCAUAGAAAAUGGGGCAUUUAUUAAUAAGCAAGAUGAAUAUUGUUUGCUUUUCUUGCAAUUACAAACUGGGUAUGGCAACUCAGAUAUUAUCAGGGUUAAACAAGUAAUUUUAUAGGUAACUUCUUUUUCUUUUAGUAUUUUUUCUCUUGUAGGUAAACUGGACCAGAUAAGUUUUUAUUUAUUGACUUCUCCAUAUGAAUAGGUGAAUGAUGAGAGGAAACUAAGGUCUAUAAUAAUCAUUAUUCUAUGUAAGAAUGCAGAGUUAAAAUAACUAUCUGCCUUUUUUCCAGAAGUACCUUGAACUUUAACAUGACGUUAACAUGUCCACUUGUAUAUUUAAGCAAGUGUACUGUAGUUAAAAACACACUUUUUUUGCUUGUUUUAUAAAUCCUGUAUCCUUAAAAAGCACACUUCUGAAGGGUGAGAGAGAAGCGAGGCUGCUCUCUGAAAUUGUUUGGAAAGGUGGUUAGGUGUAAUAUUUUGUUUUUUAAAUCACUAAUUUAGAAUUUUUGGAAACCAGAUUUUUCUAAUUUAUGGGAACCAAAUAAACAUGUUGCAUCUUGUAGUAUUUAUAGAAUACAGAAGCAGAAUACUUGCUGAAUUUUGAGGGAACCACAAAUCUUCCUCCACUUCCAUUAAGUCAAUAACAGUUACCUUCUUGCUGAACGUUUUUGAUAAAAAUUUAUAUUUAGCAAUUUGUAGAUACUUUUAAAAAAGGCUGCUUCUCUUGGACAAGUUGUGUAUUCAUGCUCUAAACCUGGGUAAGUGCAUUAGUAUACAAUGAUCUGGGAAAACUAAGGCAGCCAGGGGGAACAUGACAUUCCUGGUUUCAGGUGUUUGCAGAAUGCCUGUAAGAGAGAGGGUGUCUAAACACAAGUACACGGGUAAAAAGCUGCUUUGAAAUUAUUUUAAGCAGGCUUGCCGCAGUGAUGGGAACCAGUCAUCACAUAAAGUUGUUAUGAACCUAGAAUGAAAAUUAGAUGGAGAAAGGAAGAAUGUCUUAUUAACUAAAGGGCCAGUUUGUAUCAGUUAUUUCCUCCAUGCCUUUUUCUCUUUUGUUUUCCCCACUUCUGUUACAAUUACCCUUUUAUAAUAAUGAAGUAAUGAAUGGUAGGAGGUCUCUAAUAUGCAAACUGUAAAUUUAAAAAUUUCUCUAUUCUCUAGGAAAGUCAUGCCCUGAAAAGUAAUUUUGAUACUUAAUAUGUGCAGUUCAGAUAAUUUUCUGUGUCAAAGCAAAGGUGGUGUCUUUUUUCCUUUGCAGCAGUCUAACUUCUUCAAAUUAAUGUGAUAGAGGAUCACCAACAUAAUGACUUACCUACUUUUAAGCAGAUCAGAAAAUAUUACAAUAGCAUCAAUAACAAAGACUUUAAGCCAGAAUGUUGUUUAAAAACAUUCUGUUACUAAGAUUUUUUCCAAAUUUGUGUAUUUACAUUUAUUUAUUGACCUUGAAAAAUAAAUAUGUCAAGCUGAGUGUUUGUUAUCUUAUUAUUUUCAGUGACAGUACUGCCACUUUAAAUUCCUUUUUGAACAAAUCUAGCUGGAGCAGGCAUUGUGGCUACUGAGUACCUAUCUUUUUUCUAAGAUAUGUGCUCGUACUAGAAGAAUUCAUGUAACUUUUCUAGCUUAAGAUAGAUGUGCCAGAAACCUAACAUACUGUAGCUACGGUAAUAUUGUCCCUUGGUCACAAAGGAAGAAGAGUUAACUGUCAGUGCUUAUCAGGAAGUCUGAACUCCCAGAUAAUUCAGCUUCUCUUUCACUACAGGACUGAAAGCUUUCAGCUUAUUUGAGGUGGCAGGCAUGCUAUUCAAAGUUUUUUAAUAUCCUUUCCUCUUUACAGGUCUUGAAGAUUUAGAAAAAAUGUAAAAAUUUCCUGAAAUCUAGGGCGUUGUUCUGCUUGAGCUGAGCUUGUCAGUGGCAAAAGUUGUAAGUAGAUGAGCUUGUUAAUAUCCAAAAUGAAAUACAUCUGGAAGCUUAAUCUAUACCUUCCUGUGACUAACCAUUCCAAAAGCAACUAUCACAGUUGGUAUCUAUGACAGUAUCUGAUGAUCAAAAAAACUGAACAGAAUUGCUUUUGUCUGUAGUAGUGAGCUUGGAAAACAGUAUUACAAAAUACUAAUGGAGUACCAGAAAAACAAUGUCUGCUUCUGACUAUUUACUUAAUUUGCCUCUUUUGAAGCUCAUGUUCUAGCAGAAGGAUACAGAUUUAUACUUUAAGUCUGUUUAUACAGUUUAGCAUGCACAUGCUCCAAAUACCUACACAAUAUAUACGAAAGCAUCCAGAAAUAGAGUAGAAAUUGCUUUCCACUAGAUAAAAGCUAGCGCAGAAAACAGAAUUACAGAAUUUUUGUUGUUCAUUGUAGUUGUGAAAUAGAAAAAGCUAAAUACAAGUAUUAUUAAAAUUAGCAAAAAAUUGAGCAUUGCCAUAGCUAUAAAUGUUUUCCUAAAAGGCACUUUAUAAAUCCUCAAAUAUACCACUUUUCUUGUGACGCUCAUAGAAUCUUCAACCCGACAAAGCAGAUCCAAAGGAAUAUUGUAACACUGGAGGAUGGGAUUAGCAUUCCUGAAAAUUCACUUAAACACAGUGCAAGACAAUAUGUUUUGUAGCUAGCCAUCUAGUUAAUACAAUAAAGUAUGUGUUCAGAUUCAGAGUUCUUCUUGUGGACUGUAGGUAUCCAAGCUACAAGUGAAGCAUAUGCUCUUCUGUGUACACUUGCAUUCGAUUGCUAGUCAAUCUCUACACUCAUUCGGUAUUUCACGUUAUUGUCAAAUGUUACUUCAAACUUGUAUACUCAAGUUCUUGGAAGAAAUUUCCAGUAUGUAAUAAAAGGCAAUUUGAGUUGUUGAAAUUGAAUCUUUUGGUGUAUUCAGCAGGAAAUACUUGAGUAAAAGGUGAAGCUGAUGUUCUUUUAACUGAACCUUGAUUCUUUCCUGCUACAAUAGAUCUAUAACCCAAAGAGAGCUCGUUGCUUAGAUCAGCUUUAUUACCAUUAGGAUGCUUAUCAUAGUCAAUUGCUAAAGUUUAUACAAAGUACAUCCUUAAAUAUAGCAUACUGAAUUGAGUUAUAUGUAUUUUAUAUAAAAGUAGACAUUCUUAAGGUUAUAACCUUAAACAGCAGGUGACUCAGGAAAUGCAAGUUAAUUGAUGCAGUAUCCUCAUUAGAAAGCAUAUUAGAGAAAAGCAAAAAUAACAAGCCUUAGUCUGGUUGCAAUAUAAUGACUGCUUUUUUCCUUCUAUGCUAUGAUAACAAGACCUUGGUAACAAGAAAAAUCUGACACUGAAAAAUGUUCAUGUAGCCAAAUGAUAGUGAACGCCACGUGCAAGAACUUAAACAUGCAUUUUAUCUUGUGAUUCAGUGCAGUUGCUUUUUUUUAAGAGCAACUAGCAAUAGACUGUUAGCAGUGUUGUAUUGAGUGGGAAAAUGCAGUGAGAUGAAUGACUGUCAUACAAAAUCAUUUACACAGAGGUCUAUUUGAUGUUAAUUUCCACCGUGUUUCCAUAUAGCUCCUUGUUCACAGCUUGUUCUUAUAGUUGUCUAGUAGAGAAGCAAUGUGUUUAAGCUCGCCUGUCAUCUGCUCUGAUGGGGAAGUGCCAUAGUGAAAUGCUGAGGAGGAAAGAUGGGCUGGAACAUAGAAGUCCCUAGACCACCUCUUGAGAUUGUUUAGGGGAUUUGUCCUUAAUUUUGCUGUUAUUUUAGACAUAAAUAGCUGUAGCACAGCAUGCAGUGGGCAAAUCUUCUCACCAAGGUAAUGACCAGCAUGCUUACUUUAUAGUGGACUGGCAGUGUGUGUCCCAGUACUUGCUGUUCUUUACUUUCAUAAUGCUUCUAGGUCAAAACUAGCUGUUCAGACUCUAUAAUAAUACAAAAUAUUUUUAUUAAAUGUCAGCUGUCUACUGUUCAGUUUUGGUUAUUAUGUCAACUCUAUCACUGUGAGCAAUCUUUAUCUGGGGAGUUAGCUCAGGAGAACUUGCUGAAACCCGAAAGUUCUUUACUAUCUUUACUGUUUCCUGGUUUGUAGGAUUAUUUGUUCUCAUGGAGAAGCUUCAUGUGCUGACAUGAGCAAUUCCUUAUUUUUUGAGGUUAAGAACUUUAACUAAAUUAUCUUUGUAAGUCAAGAUCCCGUGUUUACCUCUACUUGACAGCAUAGGAAAAUUUCCAACAUGUUGUUAGGUUUGGGAAAUCCAUAGGGGACAACUCAGAUUAAGUUUCAGUAUUCAAAUUGACUGAAAUUUUAAUUUAUUGUAACAAUAUGAUGGAAAUAAAGGCAUCUGUUUCUCUAAAUGUAAUCUGUUGAUGAAACAUGAAAUAAGGCGUUGCAAACACUUUCAUUGCUAGUUGAAUCAUGCACUUAAAGGAGAAACUGGUAGUGGUGUGGUUAACAGUCCUGCUGGGGUCAAAAUUGAGUGAAAUACGAUUGUUAGAUUGUCAGAUACUAAGCCAAAUGUGUACAGAUUUUGGGGUUGGACAGGGCCAGAAACUCAUAUAAGUUUUAUAUUUCUUUAACUGAUCUCUUAAGAACUGUCCUUCAGUGACGACCCAAUUUCAGUUUCUGUCCCAUCCAGCUUAGGUGAUAGCUGUUGGGGAGCUUGUGGGAAGUGGUCUACCAGUGUCUCAUGAGACGAUGCCUUUAGCUCAUACAAACUUCAGAUUCUUCAUCACAGAGCUGGAUGAAGUAAUGGGAUACUUGGUCUGUCUCAACUUGAAGUUCAUGUUCCCUUGUUGAAGCCAUUAGUAAAACUUGCACAUGCUUUCUGAGUUAGGACUUCAGCUAUAAUUUGUCAAAGUUAAAGAUUAUGCUAAGCAGUCUUGAAAAUUUCACCUGAGUGUAGUUCAGCAUCUUUAGAGUUUUUCUAAUCUUGUUUCAGAAAAAGCUGGGAUACCUGGUAUUUAUGUCUAAAACCUGUUGACUUGUGUUCUGGUUCACUGGCACAUGCCAAGGAAAGGGUCAAAAUUGCAAUUAAAAGAAACACCGGUGUGUCACUAAACUUAAAUCAGCUGAUUAAUGGGUACAUCCUUGGGUUUUGUCAUCUGUUUUGGGGAACUCCACAAUAACGAUAUGAAAACAGGCAAUUUUUUCCCCUUUAUGUGAAUUGGCCAUAUCUAGCCAUUAAUAUUUGCACUCAGUACUUUUUCUUAAGGCUUACUUACGCGGUCCAGUAUGUGAAGCUGAUGAGUUAAUGUUUAUACUUGUAAUGUAGUAAACACUGCUGAGCAUUCAGAUACUAACACUUCUGCCUUCAGACACAGAAAUAACACUAGACAAAAUCAGUAUUUACACUUGUCAGCUCUGAUGCUUUUAAAUACAAGAGCUGUAGAACAGUUAAAGGAAAACUCUAAAUAAAGCCUUUUACCAUUGCAAAAAUCUUCUUUUUGGCAAUGGUAAAUUAUAAAAUUUAAUGGAAAUUAUAAAAUCAUAUAUAAUAAUAUAUUAGUGCUGUUAUACAUUGCAUCUCAGUGAAUCCAGAACAGGCAGGAGUUUUACAAGAUUAGCUGUGUUAGCCAGCUACAGUCUGAUUUGGUGCCCCAAUUCCUUUACUGUGAAUUCAUGCAGCUCACGAAGACACAAUGUAGUUUAACUAGACAUAACCAUGUCAUCUUUAUCUAGCUAAUGCUAACAAUUUCAAUACUGAUGAUAUGAACUUCUCCAUGUAAUGUAUGAAUUCCAAGUACAUAUUGUCAUUAAGUCCCUAUUAUAAUUUAUUAUAUGUGCCAGCUAUAAUAAAGCUAGCGUGAUUAUUUCUGUCCAUGCUAUAAAUGCACUUACUUUCUGUGAAAGAAAUACAGAAAAUUAGAUGAUUGCUUUCCUAAUAGACUUUGGAACUACCUUGAAAUGUUCUUUGUAAUACUGUCUUUUUCUUGGGAAAUUAAAGAAUGCAUAAAAGUUUCUGAAGAAAUGUAAUGAUUUAACACGAUGUUUUCCUCAUCUUGUAGUAUGUCUAUAUGGAACAUAAUAUUAUUAAAAAAAUACCCCACCUUAA
Molecule: messenger RNA, 8570 nt
Organism: Tyto alba (common barn owl)
Lineage: Eukaryota; Metazoa; Chordata; Aves; Strigiformes; Tytonidae
Gene: MINDY2
Product: MINDY lysine 48 deubiquitinase 2
Biological process (GO): protein K48-linked deubiquitination
Cellular component (GO): cell periphery; cytosol
Molecular function (GO): cysteine-type carboxypeptidase activity; K48-linked deubiquitinase activity; cysteine-type deubiquitinase activity
Source: RefSeq, a predicted model, not a curated record